CCGGGAUGGGCCGCGUCGGGCCGCAUUUCCGUGUUCACCCGCAACGUGGAGCCGUUCGGGCCGCGUGGCGGUAGGGAGAGAGGAAAUGGCAAGGCUACGUGUGCUUUGUGCGCCAUUCGGCCCUGUGAGGUGGCAGACCACUGUCAGAGCAGGAGAGUGGGUUUGUCUUUUCUCCCGUCCCAUUCAGAAUCACACCUGUGCACGAAAUGGGAGUCGUCUUUGUUUACUGUGGUACUCCCGGUGUUGGCAAAAGCACCCUCGGCAAAGAGCUUGCAUCAAGGACAGGGCUGACCUACAUCAGCGUGGGUGACCUGGCAAAAGAAGAAGAACUGUAUGAAGGUUUCGACGAGGAGUAUGAAUGCCCAAUUUUGGAUGAAGACAGAGUAAUUGAUGAACUAGAAGGCAAAAUGUGCGAGGGUGGAGUUAUUGUUGAUUACCACGGCUGUGAUUUUUUCCCUGAACACUGGUUUCAUAUAGUGUUUGUACUUCGUGCAGACAACUCAAUUCUAUAUGACAGGCUUGAAAGCAGGGGCUACAAAGGGAAAAAGCUACAAGACAAUAUUCAGUGUGAAAUUUUUCAGACACUUUAUGAGGAAGCUGUGUUGUCAUACAGAAAGGAAAUUGUGCACCAAUUACCCAGCAACACUCCUGAAGACCUAGAGAGAAAUUUGGAUCAGAUCGUGCAAUGGGUUGAGCAAUGGACAAAGGACAACAAUUGACAACUGGAGAAAAAGCAACUGUUCUAGUUUUGAUUGGGAUAGACUUAAUUUUCUUCUUUUCAGCUUCCCAUGCUGCUCUGCCACCAUGGAUUGCAAAUAACAAAAUGGCUUGGUUUGGAAGGGGCUUACCUAGUACAGUGCUGUUCAGUAAACAGCUACCUGUUGGGUCCCUCCAUCUCAGCCAUCACCAGUGGUCUCUCUUUUGAUCAGCAUUCUCAUCAGCACUUCAGGAUUCUCAGGAUAAAAUAUUUCCUGACUCAUUUCUAACUCUGUAAUCUGGUACAGGGUUCCAGACCUAGCUUCUGUUUAUCAGCCAAUUUAGCCAGACUCAAAAAUUCUGGCUUGCUUUCUGAGAUUAAGUCACGAUCUAUCUCUUGUUCUUUUUCCUCUAAUUUAGACUGCAAAACUUCUUCCUGAUCUAAUUCAUCUUCCAGUGCCACAUGAAGUUAUUAACUAGUAGCUACUCACUAAGCUACUAACAUUCAGCAGCUAACAGGAUCUGUAUGCUUUUCAUUUAUUCCUGCAAGGAUUUAACCAUUUCAUCACUAGUAUAUCUAAUAAAACCUGUCUCUGGGCUGUCACCAGUGCUCCUCCCAACAAAGUAUGCAUUGUGGCUUUUCUUUCUCUGGCCACAACUUUUGAUUUUUUUUGCAAGUGUUGUGAUUCCUUCUGCUAUAGCUUUGGGAUCGUGCCAGUUGUUCUGAGCCCAAACCAUUCCCAGUGGGGAAGGGCAAACACUAUACCUUUUCAGAUUUCCAGUAAUGGGAGAAGACUAACACCAGUGUUUCUUGGGCAACCAUGGCUUGCCACUGCUCGUACCUCUCCCAGUGUAUAGCCUUCAUGGCAUAUAGUUGAGAGAUUGCUUCCCAAGACUUCCCACCCACAGUAUCAGGUAUCUUCCAGCUUACAACUUUGCUGGCAUAGUUAGCAGGAUUCCCUCAUUUUGGAAAGUCUGAAGGCUACCUCUCAGCUACGUGCCAGCCUACCAUGGGCAGGGUUGCCACUCAGCAGAUCAGGCUGCUCAGGGCCCUAUCCUUCCUAAUCUUGAACACCUCCAGGGAUGGAAGAUCCACAACUCUGAGCAGCCUCUGCCAGGGCUUUACCACCUUCUGGGUGAAGAAUUGGUUCCUAUCAUGUAACCUAAAUUUUUCCUCUUUCAGUUUAAAGCCAUUCCUUUUGUCCUAUUACUAUUAAACCAUGUAAAAACCAA
Molecule: messenger RNA, 1929 nt
Organism: Lagopus muta (rock ptarmigan)
Lineage: Eukaryota; Metazoa; Chordata; Aves; Galliformes; Phasianidae
Gene: AK6
Product: adenylate kinase 6
Exons: 5
Coding region: 207-719 (170 amino acids)
Cellular component (GO): nucleus; cytoplasm
Molecular function (GO): AMP kinase activity; ATP hydrolysis activity; ATP binding
Source: RefSeq, a predicted model, not a curated record